AUGUCUGAACGCGUCGRCGCUGGAUCCGUUUGGUCGAGAUCGGGGUAUACGCGCUCGAGAAACGUCGACAUUCCAACUGGCUUACCAGAAGUGUUGUCCAUCACCACUGCACUACAAUGCAAAUAUCCNUAUCCUGGAGCGAUGCACGAUGGCAGGGUAUUACGGCGCAGCAAUAUUUUUGAUAAAGCCGAAGGAAGGCAAAUCCUUACUCAACCGACUGUCAAUAUCAAUGGAAAUACGAUUGGCCCUUACCUUGUUGGAGAUAGCGCUUAUSCAAUCUGCCCUUGGCUGAUUAAACCCUACCCUGAAGGAACGAGGGAUCGAGACGAGAUUCGCUUCAACAAAGAGCUAUCUUCUGCAAGAGUUAAAGUAGAAUGCGCAUUUGGACAACUGAAAAGUCGCUGGAGAAUCCUUCAAAAGCGCUUUGACAGUGGCAUAGAAUUUGCAAUCAAGUGUACAAUUGCCUGCGCCGUCCUUCACAAUAUAUGUAUUCUACUUGGCGAUGAUUGGGAAGAUGAGUAUGAUCAUGACCCAAACCCUCCUAACCAAGCUUUAAAUGUACUCAGAGACGGUGACGAUAUAAGAGAAAUUCUCAAAAACUAUAUUGCUUAA
Messenger RNA from Exaiptasia diaphana, 612 nucleotides. Its product is annotated as protein ALP1-like. The record is from RefSeq and is a predicted model, not a curated record. NCBI's taxonomy places the organism in Eukaryota, Metazoa, Cnidaria, Anthozoa, Actiniaria, Aiptasiidae. The transcript is spliced from 2 exons. Bases 1 to 612 code for a protein of 203 amino acids.